AUGGUGGUCCACGCGCGCCUUCGCUGGCUGCGCGAUCAGGUCGUCGCCGGAGCCGCCGCGCACCUCACCUUCGGCGCCGCCGCCAUCGAGGGCCGCGGGAAGGUCAAGGUGGUCCUCGACCCCGCGCGGCCGCGCACGUCGCCCACGGCGCGGGCCGUGCUUCUCAGCGCCCUGACGGCCCUCGAGGAGCAGGCUGGUAACGCUGUCGUGGUGGACCGCGGCCACCGCUUCUCCGACGGCCGCACGGAGGUCUGCUUCUGGCUCAGCGCACGCCCCGCGGCCAGCCAGCUGGAUUUCAUGCUGCUCGUGUCGAUGGCCAUGCCGAUGUCCGUCUUCCAGGUGCUGGUGCAGUACAUGCUGCUGGUGUCGUCGGCCAUGGCGAUGCCCGCGCUGGUUCAGCUCAGGCUGCUGGUGUCGACGGCCAUGCCGAUGCUCGCCUUUCUGGAGUUCAUGCUGCUCGUGUCGACGGCCAUGCCGAUGCUCGCCUUCCGGUUGCUGGUGCAGUACAUGCUGCUAGUGUCGACGGCCAUGCCGAUGGCCGCGCUGGUUCAGUUCAGGCUGUCGGUGUCGCUGGUCUCCCCGGAGGUGGCGAUCCUCCGGUUGGCCGUGUGCCUGGCGCCGCCGCGCAUCCUGGUGCCGUGGCUCCCGCGGGGCCCCUGCGUGGAGUAUCUGCCCCAGAUGCGGUGGAGGCGGCUUCGGAGCCAGCAGCGCGGCCUGACGCUGGAGUCCCUGUGCCUGUACCUGUCCUUCCUUCAGUGA
Prorocentrum cordatum is the source of this 759-nucleotide messenger RNA. NCBI's taxonomy places the organism in Eukaryota, Dinophyceae, Prorocentrales, Prorocentraceae. The record is from the annotation of a GenBank genome assembly.